UAGACUUCUUGGCAACCAACAAAGUGCUACACAACGUGUUAAAAUUUAUUAGAAAAUAAUGAUAUUUCAUAAGAAACAUAGUUAAACAUAUUAAAAGUAAUAGAAGUAUGUCUGAUGUUAGUUCUACAAGGUCUUUGCAARCUAAGCUGGCGGACUUGCACAUUUUUGUGGUUCCUGUAGAGCUCUGGCUUGACAAAUACCGAACAGCGUUCAAUAAUAUCGCUCUGGAGUCUGUUUCCGCUGGCUUUGUAAGAGUYCACCCGGAUUUAAGCCUUCAUCAUCUACGGGAAUGUCUCGAAGAGCAACUCGGSGAAGAAGUCAUUCCAGAAGAAUUCAUAUUCUUGAGAAGCGUUGGAAGAUGUAUGGCAAUUGUGAAACAAAACCAAGAACGUCUAUUGAAAGCAAAAGACUUUUUACCACCAACAGCAUAUAGUCCUGAGAUUUUUCUUCUUCCUGGCUCACAUGAAACCUAUGCCAGGCCAUCAACAGACUCUAACAAUGUGGUCAUAGCUACUCAAGGUCACACAACAGCUGGGAUGUCAACGACCAAUCCAUUUCAUCUACCUCUAAUCACCCAACAAAACUUGGUAACACAAYCUGGAUUUAUUAAUCAGCAAGGUUACCAWAGUAACCAACCUGGCCAAGAAGAAGGUUAUGGUUUCCAUAGAAACAAAUCUGAUCAGACUGGAAAUGGUAGCAUAGGAAAUCAACGAAAACAAUCUMAAAGUGACAGUUUUGACAGCGAGCGUUCGAGUAAUAGCUUAGAAGACAGCAAUAAUGGUGACCAUGGCAAYAAUACACGUCGUUUAAGCAAAGACUCUGAGGAUUCUGGGUACACUCCUAGGCGUCAGAAGAAAUCAUCUAUAGAAUCGAAAACAGAACCUAARAUUGAAGAACCAGAGAACCAUGUUAAUAGAGCAUCACCAGUCGAAUAUAAGACCGUCAAAAUAAUCGAACCACAAGUWGURCAUAGUGUUCCCUACCAGGGUCCUGAUGGGCGAUUAAUUGCUCCACCUACACCCAUCCCCUCAGGAAGGGUAAUUGCAUCGCCUUUGCCAGGUCCUCGAAAGAACAAAGGUGACAAAACUGAAAACAAUCCUAAAGAGRGUAAAAAGAAAAGUAAAAAGGGAAAAUUAAAACAACGUUCAAGGUCAUCGUCUUUGGAGAAACAAAAGGCUGACAAAACAGAAAACGCAGARAAAGUGGAGAUUGUACCAAUACAAGAUGASGUCAUUCCUACCAUUGAAGACGUGGAGGAUAGAUCCAAAUAUGCACAGUUUCCAUCUCCAGCUAAAUCUACCAGACCCUCUUAUCCUUAUGCUAAUGAGAAUGGAUUGGAUUCUGGGAUAGCUGAUGAUUCACUCGAAUCUUCACAAGAACUAAGUAAUUCCCUAAAUGGCGGUAAACUGAUGGCAAAUGAUGAAUUGAGCUUUGACAGACAAAACGGUUUCGAUGCGGCGGAAAAUGAUAAUGACAGAUUACAUCUUGAUGAAAGCGCACUUUUAAGCAAGGAAAGUGCACAAGCUACUAAUUCCAAUGCUGAAAAUAACAAACAAGACAAUAAAAAUAACAUUACCGCAAGUCAAACUACAGGGAAAAAUACUAAAAAUCCUAUUCGAAAACCUAAGAAAACUGUGAAAAAGACAGUGAAAAAGACAACUGAUGAUCUCGAUGAAAAGUUAAAAAAACUCAAAAAGGUUGAGCCACCCMCUGUYGCGGUUCCUGAUCCGCGUUCUGUAACGUUUGAAAGGGACACUCAUUCUGCYAAAGAGAGAAAACAGAAGAUAAUCGAAGAACUACGAGGUCAGUUGAGAAAGGCCAAGAAUGAGAGAGUAGACUUAGAGAAGCAACGGGAUCAGAAAGUCCGCAGAGCAAAGUCAUUGCAGACGCAGACUCUACAAAAGCGUAACCAAGCUAAGAACAUAUGGAAAAAGAAAUUUUUCGAUGAAAAACGGAAGACAGCUCCGUUGGAAGAGCAGUUGAAUCGUCUAAGAUAUGAUGUAGAGGUGCAGCACAAAGCMAUCSUUGACUUGUUAGAAAACAAAGAUCGAGAUGGAAUUAGAGGCAGCAAAGAGCAAGAUAAAACCCCAUCUGAAAAGACCAAUCAACUCAUGCUUCUUGCGCGAAUUCAGAGCGAAGUCGAAGACUUAAAACACAAGAUCGAAGAGCUUAAAAUGAAACUUGCAUCUGAAAUGAAGCUGCGAGACACCGCUCAACGAGAACUGAAGCAGCUACGCGAAGAUUUAGUCGAAAGGAAAAUCAAUCUAACCUURACGAAGAGUCAGAAAAGUCUAGUUGUACUAAACCCAGCAAACAUCACUGCACAGUAAUUUCAUCAUGAUCCAUAUAUGGAUAUUCACCAGUCACGUGACUUUAAAAUCGACCAAUGUCCAACGCACCAUAAUAUAAUGCAUUGCUAUUGUGUGUUAAAUUGUGUUACAAUUUAAGAGCGUAUAAAAAGCGAUUCGAUCUAAUAAAACAAAUAUCACARCCUGA
Messenger RNA from Exaiptasia diaphana, 2496 nucleotides. Its product is annotated as spermatogenesis-associated protein 1. Bases 108 to 2330 code for a protein of 740 amino acids. The transcript has 11 exons. The record is from RefSeq and is a predicted model, not a curated record. Lineage: Eukaryota; Metazoa; Cnidaria; Anthozoa; Actiniaria; Aiptasiidae.